Panicum virgatum (switchgrass) is the source of this 806-nucleotide messenger RNA. RefSeq names its product protein HVA22-like. NCBI's taxonomy places the organism in Eukaryota, Viridiplantae, Streptophyta, Magnoliopsida, Poales, Poaceae. The record is from RefSeq and is a predicted model, not a curated record. The coding region runs from base 165 to 566 and encodes 133 amino acids. The transcript is spliced from 5 exons.
CCCCGUUCCAUAUCGUCCCCUAGCUCCUGAAUCUUUUCUUCCCCCUCCCUACCUAUCCCCUCGCCUAUCGACCCUUCCCACCAUCAGAAGAAAUCUCGGUCCCCCCACGCGUUCGGAUCAAGUUUCAGCGGUGCGUGCGUAAGUAAGUUCAUCGGAACAGGAAGAUGGGUAAAACGUGGGCGCUCGUCACCCACCUCCACGCUCUCGCAGGGCCGACGCUCACUCUGAUUUACCCUCUGUACGCAUCAAUCUGCGCGAUGGAGAGCACGUGCAAGCUGGACGACGAGCAGUGGCUGGCCUACUGGAUAAUCUACUCCUUCAUCACCCUCUUCGAAAUGGCCGCCGAGAACGUCCUCUACUGGAUACCGCUGUGGUACGAGGCGAAGCUGCUGCUGGUGGCGUGGCUGGUGCUGCCGCAGUUCAGGGGCGCCUCCUUCAUCUACGACAAGCUCGUCAGGGAGCAGCUGCUGAGGCACGGGGUGAGGCUGCACGAUCGCCACGGCCACACCGGUGAACACGAGCCGCCGCACGUCCUCAACCUCAAGGCUGAGCAUGGCGCGCACUGAGGAGCCCAACAAUCCGAGAAGUAACCUGAUGACCGGCACCGGCCGGAGUGGUUCCGUCUUGCCGUACGAAAGGGCAAACGGUUUGUGCUGUAACAACAUUGCGAGAACACUGGGGCAUUGCAUCCGAUCCACCAAUCUGUGCUCAGCAAGCUAACUCCGAUGGUCCUGAUUGUUCAGCGGGAGGAGCGAGUGCUCCUGUUCUUUGUCACGAAUAAAUCCGAACAGAAAUUGCAUUGCUGU